Messenger RNA from Leptinotarsa decemlineata (Colorado potato beetle), 883 nucleotides. RefSeq lists its product as uncharacterized. NCBI's taxonomy places the organism in Eukaryota, Metazoa, Arthropoda, Insecta, Coleoptera, Chrysomelidae. The record is from RefSeq and is a predicted model, not a curated record.
AACAUUUCAGAUGACUUUCGUUGUCCAUCAAUCAAUCAAUCAAUUUGACACUUUGAUAAUGUCACACCAGGACAUUUUCCUGCACAAAAGCAUAUGAACCUCAAAUGAAAGCGAUUCUCCUUUUCCUCUUGACGUAUGUUUUGUUAGUGUCCUGCACGGAAAACGACAAGGAAGGUCCCGCGGCUGAUAAAGGCGAAAUUUCCUGUUUAACUGGUGGAGAAUGUAUUCCAGGCAAAGGUCAUGGUGUUUCCGGUUCGGUAAUCGCCGAAAAAGCUGCUCAAGAUGCUAAAGCCGCUGAAGUUGCUCAACAACAAGCAGCCCAGCAAGCAUCCCGGCAAGUGAAGGAGCAAUUAGCAGGAAAAGCGAUGGAGGCUGCGAAAGCUGCUGAAGCAGCGCUCAUGGGAAAAGAAGCUCUAGUGGAACAACUACAGUCAGAAGUGAAAGAAGCAGAGUUGGUGGUGAAUGAAGAAACGUCAGGUCUUCAAAUGCUCCAACAAACUGCACAAUUCAGUAGUAAAGCAGCUCAAGAGGCACAAGCUGGACUCAAAGUUAUCCAAACGUCCAUUCAACUGGCCCAAGUCAAUGCUGCCAAUUCUCAACAAGCCUUGGAAGGUGUCAAUGCCCAACUCAACGAAAAAGAACAACUUCUAGAAGCAGCAAAGGCUCGUAUGGAAGAGCUUACUCAUCAGUUACAAUCCGCCAAAGUAGAGCUUUCUAAAACUAAAGAAGCGGCCAAAAGGGCAGAAGCAUCUGCUGCGGAAGCAAAGCAAAACAUUGGAAGAGGAAGAAGAAAGGUUUCCAAGAGGAGCAUAAGAACGUGACUUACGAUACUUCUCAAUGUACUUUACAUUAUUUUAUAAUAUAAAUUAUUUUUAAAACAAGA